Messenger RNA from Fundulus heteroclitus (mummichog), 2679 nucleotides. RefSeq names its product gastrula zinc finger protein XlCGF57.1. The transcript has 2 exons. Bases 190 to 2046 code for a protein of 618 amino acids. Lineage: Eukaryota; Metazoa; Chordata; Actinopteri; Cyprinodontiformes; Fundulidae. The record is from RefSeq and is a predicted model, not a curated record.
GAAGUAGACGGAAACAAAAGGGGUUGGUAGCUCCGUCAGACUUUCAUUGCUUAGCAGUCAUUGUGGUCUUUGAGCGGCAUUUUGUGAGUUUUUGAGAUAACUUAAGAGAGUUUAUCAACGAGCAGGAAACUCCAAACCGAAGAAACAUUCUCUGACCUUAAAGGAUUCAUCGUCCAGCCGGAGGAAGAGAUGGAUUUCAGCCGGACACCGCAGAUAGUCUUACACCGAAUAGAUUUCCCUCAAAAUUGUGUCGAUAAAGAGGAGGUGAUUCUUGCUGACCAGCAGCUGAGGAACCAGAAGAGGGACUCGAUUUUGGAUCAGUGGGAACCUGACCUUUCACAGAUAAAAGAGCAGGACGAACUACAGCAUCUACAGAUCAAAGAAGAGCAGGAUGAACUUCAGCAUAUACAGAUAAAAAAGGAAAAUAAUGAACUCUGCAUCAGUCAAUAUGAAGAGCAGACCACUGUGAAGAAAGAAACUGAAAGCUUUAUGGUUAUUCCUACUAAUGAGGAAAAUGACUGCACUGAGCCAAAACUAAAUGGUUACAAAUUCAUUUUACAGGACCCUCGUGAAACCGGGAAGCAGGAUCAGGAAAGAAACCAUCACAAAUUCCCAAGUUCAAUGGCAGAUAAAGAGCGGGGAAAAAACGGAAGUCAGAAAACCAGGCCACAUGAUAACAAGCGGUUUACUUGUAACAUAUGCAAUGCGAGAUUUUCUCAAAAUUGUCACUUGACUGUACAUAUGAGAACUCACACAGGUGAGAGGCCAUUUUCAUGUGAGCUUUGUAAAAAAGGCUUCGUUCAAAUAUGUUCUUUAAAACAACACAUGAGAACGCACACAGGAGAGAAGCCUUUCUCGUGUAUGACCUGUGGAAAAAGGUUUAGUCAAAAAGGCCAGCUAAAUUAUCACAUCAAGCUUCACACUGGUGAGAAGCCAUACCCGUGUGAGAUUUGUGGUAAAGGUUUCAUUACACGAUGUAGAGUUAAACUACACAUGAAAAGUCACACCAGUGAGAAGCCUUUCUCGUGUGUGACCUGUGGAAAAAGUUUCAGUUACAAAAGAACGUUGGCUGUUCAUACGAGAGUUCAUACAGGUGAGAAGCUUUUUUCAUGUCCUACCUGUGGAAAAAGUUACAGUCGAAAACAUAUUUUGACUUUACACAUGAGAAUUCACACAGGUGAGAAACUUCUUUCUUGUAUGACCUGUGGCAAGAAAUUCACUAUGAAAAGAGUUUUGGAUGACCACAUGUUGACUCACACAGGUGAAAAGCCUUUCUCGUGUAAAAUUUGUGGAAAAUGUUUUGCUCGAAAACAUCAUUUAACUCCUCACUUUAGAACUCACACAGGUGAGAAGCCUUUUCCAUGUCCGAUUUGCAAGAAAAUGUUCAGUUCGAAAAGCAGUUUGAAUUUACACAUAAAAAUUCACACUGGUCACAAACCUUUUCUAUGUGUGACCUGCGGAAGAAGCUUCAGUCAAAAGCAAAAUUUGACUGAUCACAUCAGAAUUCACACAGGUGAGAGGCCUUUCCUAUGUAAGAUUUGUGGAAAAGGUUUCAUUCAAAGAAAAAAAGUUAUAGUGCACAUGAAAACUCACACAGGUGAGAAGCCUUAUCUGUGUAAGAUCUGUGGAAAACGUUACACUCAAAAAGGUCAUUUAACUGAUCACAUUAGAACUCACACAGGUGAGAAGCCUUUCUUGUGUAAGACCUGUGGAAAGGGUUUUACUAUAAAAAUGCUUUUGAUUAACCACAUGAGAACUCACACAGAUGAGAGGCCUUUCUCGUGUAUAACAUGUGGGAGAAGUUUUCACGUGAAAUCUCAUUUAAUUUCCCACAUGAGAGCUCACACGGGUGAAAAGCCUUUUAAAUGUAAAACCUGUAAAAAGGCUUUCAGUUUAAAAAGCAGUUUGAAUUUUCACACGAGAAUUCACACAGGAGAAGGCCUUUUUUCAUGUCAAACCUGUAAAAAAUCCUUCCACUUUAAAAGUAACUUCAAUAGACACUUGAAAAUGCAUAAUUCAGAAUCCUGUGGGAAAACAUCAGUAUAGCAUCCUUGCAUAGCGUUUGAAUAACAGUGUUGAUUUAAUCAAACAGUUGAAACCUUGAACAAUAAGUAAUCGUGUUGAUUCUUUAAUAUAUUAAUUUAUGUUGCAGUUGAGACUCCUAAUUUAGAAGCUGGAGCGUGUAGUACACCACUAAUUCAGUCUUGACUUGUGUGUACUACAAUAUGAAAAUGUGGUGCACAUGUGUGUAAAGUUUGUCUUGCAAGCCAAACUACUUGAUUAAAGUAGUUGAUGUCAAUUGUUUUGAAGUUACAAUAACUGAGAAUCAGUUUGAAGACCUUGGAAAUACUGUUGCUUGAUAAAUUCUUAUAUAAAAACAAUCCUCUGUUAGUCUUCUAGAAACUUUGGUAUCCAUUUUUAAGGUACCACUGGGGCAUAGAAUUUAUUGCCAAUUCAUUUCUCAUGUAAUCUUUUAUCUUAAAUAUGGUAUAUGCUUUAAUUGUAUCCAAUUCAAAUAUAUUUAAAGACUUUGAUGCAUGUUUAUGUACUUUUAAUUAUGAACUUUCAUUAUCGCAAUGAACAGCAAGAUUAUCUGGAAUGUAUGGAAACUAUUCUCUCAAACACAAAAAAGUUGUUCAAACAUUUUUUCUUAUGUUAUUAAAAUGUCUUUGACUGGAA